Messenger RNA from Psammomys obesus (fat sand rat), 4611 nucleotides. It is a transcript of the gene Nrk, whose product is annotated as Nik related kinase. Gene Ontology annotation, molecular function: protein kinase activity; ATP binding. The record is from RefSeq and is a predicted model, not a curated record. NCBI's taxonomy places the organism in Eukaryota, Metazoa, Chordata, Mammalia, Rodentia, Muridae. The transcript is spliced from 28 exons. The coding region runs from base 1 to 4611 and encodes 1536 amino acids. Gene Ontology annotation, biological process: protein phosphorylation.
AUGGCAGGACCUGGGAAUUGGAGGGACAAGGAGGUGACAGAUUUGGGCAACUUACCGGACCCAACUGGAAUAUUCUCAUUGGAUAAAACCAUUGGUCUUGGUACUUAUGGAAGAAUCUAUUUGGGACUCCAUGAUAAGACUGGCUCUUUCACAACUGAUAAAGUAAUGAAUGCCUGGAAGACUCCUUUGCCUGAAAUAGGAAAGCAGGAGAGAGUGAAUAAAUACCAAAAAUCUGUUGGGUGGAGAUACAAUGAUGAAGAAGAGGAUCCCAGGACUGAACUCAAUCUGCUGAGGAAGUACUCUUUCCACAAAAACAUUGUGUCCUUCUAUGGUGCAUUUUUCAAGCUCAGUCCUCCUGGACAUAGGAGCCAACGUUGGAUGGUGAUGGAGUUAUGUACAGCAGGCUCAGUCACUGAUAUAGUGAGGAUGACAAGAAAUCAAAGUUUAAAAGAAGAUUGGAUUGCUUAUAUCUGUCGAGAAAUCAUUCAGGGCUUAGCUCACCUUCAUGCUCACCAAGUGAUUUACCCGGACAUCAAAGGUCAAAAUGUGCUGCUGACUCAUAACGCUGAAGUAAAGCUAGUGGAUUUUGGAGUGAGUGCCCAAGUAAGUGGAACAAAUGGAAGGAGAAAUAGCUUCAUUGGUACACCAUACUGGAUGGCCCCUGAGAUGAUUAAUUGUGAUGAGGACCCAAGACUCUCCUAUGGUUACAGAAGUGAUGUGUAUUCUGUGGGAAUUACUGCUAUUGAAAUGGCUGAAGGUGCUCCUUCUCUUUUUAACCUUCAGCCCCUGGAAGCCCUUUUUGUUAUUCUACAGGAAUCUGCUCCCACCAUCAAAUCCAGUGGAUGGUCCUGUAAGCUUCACAAUUUUAUGGAAAAAUGCAUGAUAAAAAAAUUUUUAUUCCGUCCUACAUCUAGAAGCAUGCUUCAUCACCCAUUUGUCCUUGAUAUAAAAAAUGAACAGCAUGUUGUGGAGUCAUUAAUAAAGCAUCUCACUGGGAUCAUUAAAAAGCGACAGAAAAAAGGUAACACACUUCCGAUCUUUGAAAGAGAAGCAGCUAUUAAGGAAUUGUACACCACAAGGAGAUUCCGAGGAACUUCUUGUGCUCAUGAACUUUUGAGUAUGCCAACCAGCAGCAGAUGCAGACCACUUAUAUUCCUGCAUGGAGAAGCACCUCAGCCAAGGUGGUUACCUGAUCAAGAAGAGCCAUAUGUCCAGCAACUGCAGGGGCCAGUCAGAGUGCCCAUGCCUCUACAUGCUCAGGACAAUACACCCAAGCCUUUGCAGAUACAGGCUCUGGCACCAGGGUGCCUGUAUGAGGUAGUUCAGGUAUUCAUGCCACUACAGAUGCAGGUUAAAGCUAAAGCGUCUACACUUCUACUCAUACAGAUUGAAGCACCUCUCCAACUUAGGAGAGCAGCUAGGGUGUUCAUGCCCCUACCUACUCAGGAAAAAGAACCAGAGGUACAGGCCACCAUACCCAAAGAACAGCAGGCCCAGCCUGCGGCCUUAGGAACAGAACAGCCUAAAGAUCUGGACCAGGUGCCAGAAGAAUUUCAGCAGCAAGAUAGGGCAUCUGAACAACAAAGGCAGGGCCAGGCUGCAGAACAACAGCAGAGGCAGAAUCCAGCUCCUGAGCAGCAUCAGGAGCAAAACAGGGCACCUGAGCAGCCUGAGGUGCAGGAACAGGCUGCUGAGCCUCCACAAGAUGAGAUUGAGGAUAAGGAACCUGAGUUAGUACAAGUACAUGCCCAGGUGGUCCUGCCUUUACUGUCCCAGAACCAUCACGUGCUCUUGCCACUUCAUUUAGAUACACAGCUGCUAAUUCCAUUGGGAGAACACAAUGAAGAGGCACCUCAAGCACAGGCCUGGGCUCUAGAAACCUCACAGGCAGUUGGUGCAAUUCAAGCACUGAUAGAGGGACUUUCAAGGGACUUGCUUCAAGCACCAAAUGCUUGUAUCUCGAAACCACUUGGUCCACUGCAAAUCUUGAUGGAAAAUUUGGCUUCAAAUGUAUUUUAUACUCAACCAGAACAGACACGGAAGAAAAAGUCAAGAGUUUCUAGUCUAAAGCAUGCACUGGCAAAAAGACUCUCACGCAAGAGGUUCAGGGCAAAGUCAUUCUGGAGAUGUGAAGACUUUGAACUCUCAGAUUUAGAAGCCUGCAGGAGAAGGCGCCAGCGUAGAUGGGAGGAUAUCUUUAAUCAACAUGAAGAGGAACUAAGACAAGUUCAAAAUAACAGAGAAGAUGACUCAUCAGAUAAUGAUGAAGUGUUUCACUCAAUUCAGGCUGAAGUCCAAAUAGAGCAAUACGCUCAAAAUCCUACAGGAAAUGAGGUCCAAGAGAGAUCUGCUCCCAUCCUUUGCAACCGGGAUCGUACUCAUCGUGUGAAAUUUUCUCCAAGUGUCUGUGAGCAGCCUGUUUUGGAAGAAGUUCAGCAGCCCAUGGAAAUUAGACAGGGGAGUUCUCUAAAUCCUCAGAAUGGACAAGCAGAAUCAGAAUCAUCUUCUGAAGAGGAGAGUCCUGUGACUAGGAGGAAGUCUCAGUCAUCACCGCCUUAUUCUACUAUUGAUCAGAACUUACUGAUUGAUAUCCACGUUCCAGACGGAUUUAAAGUGGGAAAGAUAUCACCCCCUGUAUACUUGACAAAUGACUGGGUAGGCUAUAAUGCACUCUCAGAAAUCUUCUGGGAUGAAUGGUUAAUUCCUGAACCUGUCAUUCAGCCACCUGAAGAAGAUGGUGAUUAUGUUGAACUGUAUGAUGCUGAUGCUAAUACAGAUGGUGAGGAAGAAGAUUCUAAUGAUGCUUAUGAAGAGAAUAGUGACCACGACAAUGAUGAGGAUGGCUUGAAUGACCAGGUUGAUGAGGCAAAUGCCCAUGAAGACCAUGUUGAUGGUGACUUCAAUGAUGGCUCUGUUCAUAACAUAGAUGAUAAUGCUGGUGCUGUUAACAAUGAUCCAAGGGCAGAAGAUUACAGAAGAGGAAUCUUGAAGCAAGCUGGUGGUGAUGAAUGUGAAUCUUUCAGAGACUGUAGAAAUGAUGGAGCCAAAAGUAACUGUGGAAACACUGCCAGUGGAACAAGUGCAGCCUUUGGAAACCAGGAAGGACAUGGAGCCAGUAUGGGCAAUCAAAGAGGUAACAGGGGAGUUAAUGGAAACAGCGAAGAGAAUGGAGCCUGUGGAUUCUAUAGAGAAGGAACCGACUCACAAAACAAUGGCCCGGGACUGGCUCAACAGGAUUUUGGUCAUGAGCAAGAGAAUGCAAUAAGGAAACCAAAUUUGAGGGAUAUCUCCAUUAUGGAAAUACUUGGCACAUUAGUGUAUAGACCAGUGAUUUGUCUCAAUACCUUUCCCUUUACAGUAUAUGCUGGAUUUGUUGAGGUGCCUGAAAACCCACCUCAGCUAGCAUCUGAAGUCAAUGUUAACCCACUCUAUGUCUCUCCAGCAUAUAACAAACCACUAAUCCACGUGUAUGAAAAGGAGUUCACUUCUGAGAUCUGCUGUGGUUCUUUAUGGGGAGUCAAUUUAUUGCUGGGCACCCGAACUAGUUUGUAUCUGAUGGACAGAAGUGGAAAGGCAGACAUCAUUAAACUUAUAAAACGAAGACCAUUCUGCCAGAUUCAAGUCGUGGAGGCACUCAAUUUGCUGAUAACCAUCUCUGGACACAAGAACAGACUUCGUGUGUAUCAUUUGACUUGGCUGAGGAACAAGAUUCUGAAUAAUGAUCCAGAAAGUAAGAAAAGGCAGAAAGAAAUGCUGAAGACUGAGGAAACCUGUAAAGCUAUUGAUAAGUUGACUGGCUGUGAGCACUUCAGUGUCCUUCAACACGAAGAAACAACAUAUAUUGCAGUUGCUUUGAAAUCAUCAAUUCACCUUUAUGCAUGGGCACCAAAGUCCUUUGAUGAAAGCACUGCUAUUAAAGUGAUAUGCAUUGAUCAGUCAGCAGACUCCAAAGGAGACUACAUGUCCUAUGAAGCUUACAUACGAAUAUUGGCAAAAAUACAGGCAGCUGAUCCAGCGAACCGGUUUAAGAGACCAGAUGAGCUCCUUCAUUUGCUGAAGCUCAAGGUGUUUCCAACUCUUGAUCUUAAGCCAGUGACAGUUGACCUGGCUGUUGGAUCUGAGAAAACACUGAAGAUUUUCUUCAGCUCAGCUAAUGGAUAUCAUAUCAUUGAUGCAGAAUCUGAAGUUAUGUCUGAUGUGGCCUUGCCAAAUAACUCCCUUGAAAUCAUUAUAUCACAGAAUCUCGUCAUUUUACCUGAUCGCUUGGGAAUUGGCGUGAUGCUCACCUUCAAUGCUGAAACUGCUUCUGAGGAAGCAAAUGAACAACUCUUGAGGAAGAUCCUUGACGUGUGGAAAGACAUACCAUCAUCUGUAGCUUUUGAGUGCACACAGAGAAUCACUGGAUGGGACCAAAAGGCUAUCGAAGUGCGCUCUCUGCAGUCAAGUAUUCUUGAAAAUGAGCUGAAGCGCAGGUCAAUCAAGAAACUGCGAUUUCUGUGUGGCCGUGGUGACAAGCUGUUUUUUGCUUCUAUACUGAACAAUCGCCACAGCCGGGUUUACUUUAUGACCCUUGGAAAACUUGAAGAGCUCAAAAGAAAUUAUGCUGUUUAA